Messenger RNA from Gadus morhua (Atlantic cod), 4727 nucleotides. RefSeq names its product nucleus accumbens-associated protein 1. The record is from RefSeq and is a predicted model, not a curated record. The transcript has 8 exons. Lineage: Eukaryota; Metazoa; Chordata; Actinopteri; Gadiformes; Gadidae. Gene Ontology annotation, biological process: regulation of transcription by RNA polymerase II. Gene Ontology annotation, molecular function: RNA polymerase II cis-regulatory region sequence-specific DNA binding; DNA-binding transcription factor activity, RNA polymerase II-specific; protein binding. The coding region runs from base 325 to 2115 and encodes 596 amino acids.
UCUCUCGCUGCUGUCGCUGUGCCAAUGCGCAGUCUACGUCGUGGGAUAGGUCUUCCAAAAUCGAGGCUGCGCUCAACGCGAUCAUGCGAUUGAGUGACGAACGCGUCAUGCCUGCCCUUUCCCUCUGCUGUUGUGUGCGAUCGGUGACUCUGUGUUCCGCAAUCCCCUUCGCCUUCACCGUACCGCCCUCGAUAGCUCUGCUGUCGGCAAUCAAACUUCGAAUGAAUGGCUGUCAGUAGGAGCGAGGAGAAGCGGGGAGACAAGGAGCGGUGCCCCGUCCAGUAAAAACGCUCUGCAUCGACUAACAGGCGCCGUGGACACACCAUGGCCCAGACCCUUCAGAUGGCAAUCCCAAAUUUCGGCAACAACAUCCUUGAGUGUCUGAAUGAGCAGAGGCUGCAGGGUCUCUACUGCGAUGUCUCCGUGGUCGUCAAGGGCCACAACUUUAAGGCCCAUCGCGCUGUGCUGGCAGCCAGCAGCUCUUAUUUCCGGGACCUUUUCAGCAGCAGCAGCAGCAGUUGCGGCGGAGGCGGUGGUGGCGGUGGUGGUGGCGGCGGCGGCAGUGAUGGUGGAGAUAAUGAGGGUGUCCAGAGCCCCCUGGUGGUGGAGUUGCCCCCUGCGGUGCAGCCCCAGAGUUUCCAGCAGAUCCUGGCCUUCUGCUACACGGGCCGCCUCAGCAUGACCGUGGGGGACCAGUUCUUGCUCAUGUACACGGCGGGCUUCCUCCAGAUCCAGCAGAUCAUGGAAAAGGGCACAGAGUUCUUCCUUAAGGUGUCGUCCCCCAGCUGUGACUCCCAGGGCCUCCAACCGGAGGAGGCCCCGUCCUCGGAGCCCCAGAGCCCCGUCACGCAGACGAGCCGCCCCGCCAACUGCGUCACGCCCCUUUCCCGGGUGAAGACGGAGCAGGCGUCGGGCCAGCCGGAGGCGUCGGCCCACUCGGUGGUGUGCUCGCCGGUGGCCAAGCGGCUGUGGGAGGGGGGCAGCAGCCGAGACGGGGGCUCGGGGGGCGGCGGCGGCGGCGGCGGCGGGGGGUCGAGGAAGGCCGCUCGCUUCUCGCAGCACGAGGCCAUGCGGGGCAGCGCCAUUCAGAGCCCCCCCGCCGGUCUGGGCGUCGCCAUGGGAAUGGGCCCCUCUGUGGGAGGCGCGCUGGCGUCCAUGGUGACGGGCGGUGGGAUGGGCAACAACAGCAACGGUGGCGUCGGGCCAAAUGGGAGCUGCGUGGCGGUGGGGGCGGGGCUUGGCCUGACGGACGGCGCCAGCCCCGGCACGGUGAGCGCCUACGCCAGCGACUCCCCCGUCAGCUACCACGAGGAGGAGGAGGAGGAGGAGGGGGCCGACGAAAGCGCCGAAGAGCAGUACAGGCAGAUCUGCAACAUGUACACCAUGUACAGUAUGCUGAACGUGGGCGUUGCAGCUGCAGGCGAGCGGGUGGAGGCCCUUCCGGACCACACGGAGACACGAGGGCGGAUGCGGGGCCGAGACCUCACCUGUCUGCCCACCGAACUCAUCGCUCAGAUAGGGAACCGCUGCCACCCCAAGCUGUAUGAGGAGGGCGACCCAGCUGAGAAGCUGGAGCUAGUCUCAGGCACCUCUGUGUUCAUAUCGCGGGCCCAGCUGAUGAACUGUCACGUGAGCGCGGGGACCCGACACAAGGUGCUUCUCCGGAGGCUGCUUGCCGCCUUCUUUGACAGGAACACGCUGGCCAACAGCUGUGGAACUGGCAUCCGUUCAUCCACCAAUGACCCAAGCCGCAAACCGCUGGACAACAGAGUCCUGCAUGCAGUUAAGUAUUACUGCCAGAACUUCGCCACCAGCUUCAAGGAGAGCGAGAUGAACGCCAUUGCGGCGGACAUGUGCACCAACGCCCGCCGCGUGGUGAGGAAAAGCUGGAUCCCCAAGCUCAAGCUGCUGAUGGCCGAGAGCGACGCCUACUCUGCCUUCCUCGCCGACGGCGUCAAGAUGGAGGACGACCACCUGGGCGGCGACGCCGCCUUUGACCCCGCCGUACCACUGGAGGUUGGCGGCGGCGGAGGAGGGGGGGUGGAGGCAGGGGGCUCCCCUGGGGAGUCGUCGUUACAGAGCUUGGGCGGGGAAGGUGGGGGCGCGCUGUUCUGAGUGUUUUUGCCUCCGUAGUUUCCCGUGGACGCUUGACAACAUCAAGCAAUAUUCCACCAUAUUUUGCUAGCUCUUUCCUCUUACUGGCCCCUCCCUUACCCACUGCUCCUCCAUGGCCUCCGCAACUGGGCUUUUCCCGCCAAAAACCGACUGUGCUAACAUCGCUGCAUCUGGGGACAAGAACAGGCGGUCUUGUCCUCCAAAUACCACAGGAAGAUAAUACAAAAUUCUGAUCCCGCUGAUAUCAAACAUGCAGUCCGUCGAGGGGCAAAGGAGAUUGGGAGCCUAGGCCACUCGCCUCUUCCUCCGAUGGACGCCGACGUCACCCCGCGUCUCGAUCAUCUGUACACUCCUGCAUAUAAAUAAAUAGCAUUCCUUUGAUGGAUGAGCGUGUGCUCGCGUGUACCUCUGUCCUGCGGUUGGACAUGGUUGGAGGGAUAAUAGAUAGAACUAACAGUGGGUAAAAAGAGUAUUAACUUGCUUGUGGUUUUCCCCUAGUUUCUUUUAUCCUUUCUAAUUUUAUAACAAAAAAAAAAAAACAACGCCAAAUAUUCUUCCUGAUCGCUAUUACUUUUCAAAUCUUACCCGAAGAAAUCAAUCAAUGAAUGUUUGACGUGUUGCACAUUUAAAGUUGGCCAUGUUUGAAGCAAUGAAACGAUAUGAGGGGUGAAGAGUGUGCUUGUGUAUGUGCGUGAGUAAAAGACAAAAAUGAGGCAGAGUGUAAUUGUAGACCCCUUCCAAGAAGAUUUUUGGUUUAGUCCUAUUUUAAGGAGAUACAAUCUAUUUAUUUAGUGCAAAGCCAUACACUGUGUGUGUGUGUGCGCCGAAAGAGAGGGGAUUGUUUAAAAUCUCAACUGAUGCAUUUUAAUCGUGUGUUAAAUUUUCGGUUUUAAAAGUGGUGUCGUUGAAAAGCAAAGAUAUAUUUUUAUUAACAAUGUGGCAUAAUUGUUAGAGAGGGAGAGAGAGAGAGAGUUUUGACUGUUAUCUUUCACCUACAAUUAAAUUACUGUAUUAUUUUGUUAAGUUAGCUAAAGCAUUUGACACCAAUAGUUUCUUAAAUAUAUACAUAUAAAAAAUGUCAGUAUUAGGCUGGUUGGCUGACUUUGCCAUCCCCAAAGUUGUAAUAAAUUAUUGAUUAAAGGAAACUAUACAACUCCCAAUUAUACAAUACUUUCUUUGGAAAAAGGUAUUGUGCUUUGUAAUUUAAAUUACAACACAAAUGCUAGAAGAAUAGAGUGAAGUCAAGAAGUUAUGCGAUCAUUCCCCCCACCACCACUCAAUAUAAGGAAAAUGGAAAAAUUUGGUUGUUUUGUGCGUGUGUGUGUGUGUGUGUGUGUGUCUGCAUCACCAUGAUGUAACGCCUUGUCCUUAAAGGGCUGGGGUUUUGGAUGUUGUGUUUGUGUGUGUAUGUUUGUGUGUUGUGUGUCUGCUUAACACCUUGUCCUCAAAGAGGUGGGGGUUUUCGUAUCCCGUUGAAGCUUGCUGCCGAGCGCGACUGGACAGUGCACUUUUACUUUAUUUUGUAUAGUUAGUGAGGAGGAGAACCUGCACCUUAGUUAGAUGAACAUGCGGUCCGCACACCAUUUACUGACGAGGCUGGGGAAGCUGUGUGGAGAGAGACACGUUUUAUUUUAUUUUAUUUUUAUUAUUCUGCCUGCUGUUUAGUGUGUGUGUGUGUGUUAGAGUGCAUGUAUUUGUUGAGUUCUAACCUAGCUCUGUAAGACACUCGGCACAAACUUCCAAUGCAAUAAAUGCAGAGGGCCACAACGUGCGUGUGAUAGUUAUUCGUGUGCCGCAUAUCCUCUUUUGUAAUAUUGAUUUUAUUAUUUGAAGGGUUAUGACGAAACAUCAAGUUAGCAAUGUGUAAUAUUGUGUGAAACUUUGUCCGUGGGAAAUUGAUGAUAUAUGUUGUGUACUGUAGCACACCAGGGUAAUGAAAAGGUCCAGGUCCCGUUCAGAAUUAUUUUGGCAGGUUAUUAAAAUUAAUAAUAAAAAAAAGACUUACUUGGUUGAGACAUUAUCAGUGUUGAGCGGACUGAGAUGCAUUUUUUUUAACAUUUGUUUGUCAUCAUUUUACUAUUAUUUUUUUCUAUUUACUUAGUAAUAUGUACAAAUAUUUCCUCUGCUAAUGGCCUAUAAAGAUGAGAGAAGAAAACUGACGUUGUGGUGUAAUAGAAAAGUUAACUAGAUUCAACACAAAAUAGAAAACGUAAGUAAUAUUUUACUUUAUUUGAAGUAAGGGAAAAAGUAGUACUACUUUGCCUCUUACUCACAAGAUAGUUGAUAUUUAGUCGACGAUGUUGCACUUAAAAGCAACUGCCAUGAUACAAUUAAGAGCUUUUACGAUUGGUUGCCUGUAAAUUACUUUAUGUGAAUUGUUGACAUUGUUUCAGUUUAUGUAUUUUAUUUUUCUAUGCAUUUUAUUUUCAACAUCUAAAGGGCCCACCUCUGUAAGAAGUCAACCCAUGCACAGCAUGUACAAAUGGUGCCAACUAGGAUUAUUCAACAAGAAGCCCCAUGUCACUACCACAUAUUACAACAUACAUUCUACUACUUGGUUUAAAACCUUUCAUGAAAACUUGACCCAUUAAAACCCAUCCUGUGCCCAGUGA